UUCGGCCCGGAACUGAUAUUGAUGUUGGCGGAACAGAAGCUAAGCUAACAGGCUAGCGGAACGAACAACUGAAGAUGAGAGAGAGGAGCGAAUGGCUGCCAGCUUCACUCUCACGAGGACAGCGAAGCGGCGUCUCACUGAGGAAGAUGUUUGUCCUCUGCAGGUCAAAUCUUUGAGGACAGAUGAAGAGACAGACAGGCAGCCACAAACAGGAAUUCCCACCAACACACACAAAGUGGACACCACACCUGUCACAGGUGAUGCAAUGAUGGGAGAGGAUACAGUCACCAUGGAGACUAGUGAUGAUGAACUUGGACGACUGGACAUUGACCUGGACAGGAAGUCCAAACGGCUGAACCUGACGUCCAGUAACGUGCGCGCCAUCCUGCAUGAGGUGAUUACUGAUGAACGUGUGGUCGCCAUGAUGAAAGCAGCGAUCAGAGACACUCAGGACCUCCCUUUGUUUGAGCCAAAGAUCUGGACUCGGUCCAGACUCAGGCAGACCCUCCAGCCUGUAAACUGGGAUCCGUCUGCAGUGAACAAGCCUCCUCAGUUUAUUGACAUCGAACUUGAGGAUGAUGAAGACUCGUCUGAUGAAGAGUAUUGUCCUGAUGAAGAAGAGGAGGCGGAAGAUACAGCCGAGGAGACCUUCCUCAGUGAUGCUGACAGCCUGGCUUCACCUCCCAGAAUGCACCAGGGCUUCCAGAACAGAUCACCAACACACCUGAGGACAGACGAUUACCUACAGAGAUGUGGCCAUCCGAGCGACCCAAUGAGCUCCACCUGCACGCCUCAUUUUCUCCCUGCUCCUGAAUCCUCCUUCCUGGAGAGACUUAAAGCUGUGGAUGAGGAGUUGGACUGCAGCCCAUCAUACACCUAUGGCCAGUCUCUGGACAGGAAACCCAAUAAUGAUGAUGAUGGUGGUUGUGAUCAAGGCUCCUGCAGUUUGGCGUACCGCACACGCUCCAAACGUCCUCUUGUGGACGUCCCACUAGGUCAGCUGGAGGCGGCGCUACUGCCUCCUGACAUCACGGCCGACAUGUAUGAUGAGAGCAGUGCCCAGCGGGAGGAGGACCGCCAUUGGACAAAGUGGCUGCAGGGCCUGAUGGUCCCUGACUGUGAAGAUGAGGCAGAAGAUGAUGACGACCCCGAGUACAACUUUCUGGAAGACCUGGAUGAACCUGACCGGGAGGACUACAGGACAGACCGGGCUGUGCAGAUCACCAAGAAGGAAGUGAAUGAGCUGCUGGAGGAACUCUUUGAAAAUUUCCAGGAGGAAGAGGAGGUGGUGGCCGAGGAGGAGGAGCACGAGGAGGAGGCCUCAUCACAGCUUGGACCGAAGUUCAACGUGCCGCAGGCUUUACGCUUUGAGGCACCGUUAGCCAACAUGCUAACAGAGCGGCGGCAGACUGUCAGGAAGCAGUAUGAAGCUCAGCAGCAGAAGAGAGCCCUGCAGGACACAACCAAUCACCUCAGCUCAAGUCUGAAGGACACACCCACUCCUCCACUCAACACCAUUACUUCCGUCCUAGUGCUGCCAAGUCGCGUUGGUCCCGCCCUCCACCUGGACCAUUCCCAGAAACUGCAGCUACAGCAGCAGCUGCAGCAGCACGUGCAGCUGCUAACUCAGGUUCACCUGCUGAGUCGCCACAUUGCCGCCCUGAACCAUGAAGCCUCCAUCACCAAGCGGUACCUGGAGGAGCUGCAGCAGUUUGCCCACUAUCAGGAGAAAGGUCAUACCUCCAGCUGUUUCAGGGUGUGUAACCUCCAGAGGGCGCUGGACCUCCUACAUGAGGUGGAGCAGAGGGAGGAGCCUCCACCUGCUCCUCCUGCUCGACCUUCCAGACGCUGGCUCCCUCAAAUGAUGCCUGCAAUGAACAGCCUUGCCUUCCCUUUGCUGCCUGCUGACACCGCCUGGCUGUUUGCCACACGACCUGUCUUCCUGUACCCAGAACUACUUCCUGUCUGCAGCCUGGACCCUGCCCUCCACAGCAAGAACCUGAGAACAGUUUACACAGCAGGAGAGGAUGGGCUCAUUGUUCUUGGUCUGAAGCACUUCGAGGGGACGUUCCAUUCCGAUGAGCUGAUCAGUUCGUACCUGCUCUGUAAGAGUCGAUGGAACUUCAGGAAACACGUCAGAGAGAUGAGUGGCCCAAGAGCACCCGACAAUGUCAUCAAGAUGUUUGUCACGGAGCGCGUCGUCCCAACGCUGCCACUCGCGUGCAGCAGAGUCCAGCCAGUGGACCAGCACCCCCCAGUGGACAGAGACACCAACAACAUGCCAAACUGGCUCAAGAACAGCCGCCAGAGCAUCCAGAAGACCCGGCUGGGCACCUGUUACCCCCCCUCACUUCCCCCAGGCUGCACCCUCAGGCUCCACCCCAAUUACAUCAACAGGUACCGUCCCCCAGCCCGUCCCCACAGGCGCUUCUUCACUUUGGCUCAUAAUGAAGCUCUGCUGCCGCUCGCGAAGGCACAGGAAGAGCCGUCACUGGAGAGACCGGUGGAGAAACAGGUGGACAUGCAGGUCAUACCUAUUCCAGGUGUCACAUUAUUCUCUGCCUCCUCAGCUGUGUCAGAUGCCCUGCCAUUGACUCCACCUCCCAUCUGUGGGGUGGUCCCACUGACUGCUGUUCACCCAGGCCCCACCCACCCCACGUGUGCUGAUGUCAUGCAGCCCUGCCUUCCUAUUGGCCAAAAUAUGCUGCAAACUGUGUCUGCACAGGAAAGUGCCACACCCUUUCCACUCCUCCUGCCCUUUUCCUCCUGCCCUAGCACUACAAAUCCUACAAUUCCCUGCUCCACUGCUAUGCUGAAGCCAGACUACAUCGUCCUCCAGAUGGUGAGGACUCCUCCCACCUCCUCUGAAGAUGCUUUGGGGCAUCAUGUCCAUGGGCCAAUCAGAGACCAGCAGGAAGCGGCCUUUUCUGAGCAUGAGAGCCAAUUGGAGCAGCUGAAGCUGGAGGAAGAGGAGAGUAUGGUCUCUGUGUCAACACUGAGCCCAACGUCAUGUACAGAAGAGGAGGAGGAGAGGCCGGAGAAAGAGAAGGAACAGAGACAGGAAGAGGAGGAGGAAAAAUGGAAUGUUACUAGUGUCAGUUUGAAUGGAGGAGAAAACACUGGUCGAGAGCAGGAGCAGAGUAGAGAUGGAGGCGGAGGAGGAGAAGGAGAAGGAGAGGAAGGAGGUGGAGCAGGUGAGGGUGAGCAGGGUGGCGAGGAAGAGGAGGCGAGACAGAGAGAGGAGGGGGGAGGUGAAAGAGACAACAGCGGAGAGAAGGAUAAGGAUGAAGAUCAGGACCGGCAGGGAGAUGAGGAGGAGGAGGAGGAUUUUGAUGACCUCACACAGGAUGAAGAUGAGGAGGAAGUGAUGUCGUCAGCGUCGGAGGAGUCGGUGCUGUCGGUUCCAGAGUUACAGGAGACCAUGAAGCAGCUGACAUGGCUGGCGGCAGAGCGGCGGCUCUGUGCAGACGGUGACUCUGAGGAGGAUCACUCUCCAACCUCUCCUGGCUCUCAGGAGGAGGAGGAGGAGGAAGAGGAGGAGGGGCCAAAAGGAGAGGAGUCAGGGGAGGGCCGGAGCAGCAAGGCAGGGUUAGACGAGGAGACGCCAUCCGGAGAGCAGACGCCCCGAGGAGGAGGGGGGAGGUGUCCUGGACGAGGAAGAGGGCGAAGCCAACCUCAUCGCGGCCUCAGGAGGAGCCGUCAGGAGCGCCACAGUAAAGAUGCCACCAAACUGCUGCUGCUUUAUGAUGAAAACAUCUUGGACAACGACCCACACCGAGAGAGCAAAGACAUGGCAUUUGCACAGAGUUACCUCAGCCGGGUGCGUGAGGCACUGCAGGGCGUACCUGGGCAGGUGGAGGAGUUUGUGUCUCUGCUGAACGAGUUCGAGCAGGUGGGAGAUGGACAGGAAGUGAUCCUGCUGUUCAGGAAGCUGUGCUGCAUCCUGGGAAAUCGCACAGACCUCCUCAGAGACUUCGCUGCAUUUCUGCAUCCUGAGCAGGCGCUGCUGUGCGGACUGUUCGAGGAGCAGCAGGCAUUUGAGCGUAGCCGCCGUUUCCUGCGACAGCUGGAGAUCAGUUUUGGAGACAAUCCAUCACAUUACCAGAAGAUCAUCAAGGCUCUACAGAUCGGCCCAGACCUCAGUCCCACCAGCAUCCAAGAGCUGAAAGCUCAGAUGUCUAUGCUGCUGAAAGGCCACACCCAUCUACAAGCUGAAUUCUGGGUUUUUUUUGAUGAGCUCCGCCCACCUCCUGCCUGCCCUGGACAGUUUGAAGAAGCCCAUUGGCUGGAGGAUGGAGGUGGUGGGUUGGAAGGUGGAGAGGGCUGUGGCCAAGAGUCAGGAGGUGGGACCAGUGGCGGCUUUGAGGAAGUGACGCUGCCAGAACUUGAAGAGGAAGAGGAGGGACAUAAAAUCCAACCAAUGGCGAGCCGGCGCCAGAGGAGGAAGAUGGACACUCACAGAAACUACAAGGUCUGUGAUUGGGCCAAUAAAGACUGGUCCUGCCUCUGUCAUGAUGCAAAGAUCCGUAAACACAAGAGGAAAGGAUGCUCUCGUUGUCACGGCAACAAGACCUCAGGGGCUGUGUCCAGAGCCAUGAAGAGUCUGGACCCCCUCUACGCUCAGAUAAGUACCGCCCACAAUGAACCAGGUGACAAAGACCUGGACCUAAAGGGGGGUGACGACAGUCCCCAGCCAGAUCAGAGUGGUGCAUCAUGGGAAGUCCCAUUUCCACUGACUGACACGAAGGAGGAGGAAGAAGAGGAAGAGGAGGAGGAAGAAGAGGAGGAGAGAAAGAAGGCACAGAGCUCAGCAGUGAAGAGGAGCAGGAGAGAGGAGGUGCUACAGCCUCUACCUGUGACCCCCACCAUCACUUCUGCCUGCACCUCCGUCACCUCUACUUCCUUCUCUGUAGCUCCGCCCUACACUACAGCCUCCAACACAUCUGUCUGCACCACCUCUUCGUUCUCCUGCGCUCGUCCUCGGCCAGCUCCUCCUCCUCCUGACCUCCCCGUCUGUGCCAAAAACAUUUCUCUGACAGCCAGCGGGGAGAAAGUGAUCCUGUGGACCAGAGAAGCAGACCGUGUCAUCUUGAAGACGUGUCAGCAGGAUGGAGCCAAUCAGAACACAUUUCAGGCCAUUUCCUGUCUGCUUGGCAACAAGACUCCCAGCGAGGUGUCUCGCAGGUUUCGGGAUUUGAUGCAUUUGUUUCGAACGGCAGCACGUCAGACCAGCUCAGAGGAUGAAGCCCCGCCCACUGAGCCAGCAGCAGCCAAUGAGACAGAACACUGAGAUUAACAAAUUGGAAGACCUGCAGGCUGUUAUCUAAAGAGCUGCUUGAUAACAGGGAUGCUUUUAUUUAGAAAGGACUCACAAAACACUGAUGUGUUCACCUUAAGAACAAAAAUCUGUAAAUAUGAACAUUCAGAUUAU
Messenger RNA from Archocentrus centrarchus (flier cichlid), 5431 nucleotides. It is a transcript of the gene gon4lb, whose product is annotated as gon-4 like b. The coding region runs from base 92 to 5290 and encodes 1732 amino acids. Lineage: Eukaryota; Metazoa; Chordata; Actinopteri; Cichliformes; Cichlidae. Gene Ontology annotation, molecular function: transcription coregulator activity. Gene Ontology annotation, biological process: regulation of DNA-templated transcription. The transcript is spliced from 30 exons. Gene Ontology annotation, cellular component: nucleus. The record is from RefSeq and is a predicted model, not a curated record.